Molecule: messenger RNA, 3885 nt
Organism: Fonsecaea pedrosoi CBS 271.37
Lineage: Eukaryota; Fungi; Ascomycota; Eurotiomycetes; Chaetothyriales; Herpotrichiellaceae
Exons: 6
Coding region: 1-3885 (1294 amino acids)
Biological process (GO): protein phosphorylation
Molecular function (GO): ATP binding; protein kinase activity
Source: RefSeq, a predicted model, not a curated record
AUGUCUCCAGGCGACAAAAAGACAAAGUCCCUUGAGGACAAGGCUCCGGAACCCCUUUCAUCUCCGCACAGCCUCGGCGUCGUCGAAGAGGACAGUUGCCUCUCUCAGACAUCUUCCGCUUCACCCCCGUCAUCCAAAUCGACAAGAACCCUACAUUCUCAACAGUCUCGACCUGGACAGUCUCCUUUCUUUGCAGGCUCCCGAAGAGACUACCGAUCCGGUGGAUACCCAUAUCGUCCUGCUCGUCUCAGCGACUCAACUCCGUCCCCUCGAGAUAAGCGUUUCCCAGAGACAUUCAAGUCCGCAGUCACAGCUUCAUCCGACGUUUCAAGCUUAUCUUCACCCCUUGUAAACGGAACAAAGGAUUCUAGCAGUCCCUUUUCACCUUCCAGCUUCUCAUCGCACUCUUCCCCAACACCACUCAACGAGAAGGACGGCAAUCUUUCACUCUCUCGUGCACCAAGACGAGUUCUCCGGCCAGACAACUGGUGGCAGAAGCACAGCAAACAGUCGCCAAGUGAUUCUGAGUCUGCCAGACCCUCUCUUCUUUCUGUCAAGUCUCCACUCCCACUUGGUGAAGAUCUUACAGGGCCUCCUCCCCUUCCCCGGAAAUCACCUCUUCGACCGGCAGGCCUUCCACUUCCUGCUCCUACCAGCCAAACUCCCGCCAGAAAGUCUGAUUCUGGGCCACACGAAGAUAGAGCACUCUGGGAAGAGCUAUCUCCGCCUCCGCUUUGCGUCCGCAAGACUAGACUCCCGGUAACUCCAUCACAACCUGAAGCAGAAGAUCGGCAGCCGAAGACUCUCGAUUCCGCAGGUUGCCAAGAGGCCCUUGAAUCUCCAUCUCCAGAGUACACACCGCUCACCCGUGAGUUUGUUCUUCGACGUCUCCUUUCAGAAGAGUCAUUCAAAGAAGCGACAAGAGCCCGCCCGGGAGUACGCGAAGAGGAGGAAUUAGACGCUGAAGUUAUUGCACACCGUAAAAAGACCCUUGAAAUUCUUGAAUCUUCUCCAGAAGUGUAUGAGUCUAACACCCCGUUGAAGAGAACCAAGACUUUCAAACAACGACGCCGAGCAGGCGCGACUUUCACGAUGGAUAGCCUUCAUCCCGACUCUGCCUCAGGUAUGACAGCUCAUCGCCGCGAGGCAGUUCGGCUUGCCCAGGAACAACAGCGCGUAGUUGUGGAGAAGUGCAAGAGAUCGAAGCAAGCUGAACCUGAUUAUGUUUUUGAUGAGUUGAUUGGCAAAGGUAGCUUCGGUAGAGUGUACAAAGGACGUCAGCUUUCCACCUCCAAGGUCGUUGCUAUCAAAGUUCUCGACAUCGAUGAAGCAGAUUUUCAUGCCUUUGGCGAUCACAAGGACGAACAGAUCCGAGACUUCAACCGGGAAAUCAGGAUCUUACGGCAAGCUCAAGAGAGUGGAGCAGAAAACCUCAACCAAAUGAUCGAAGCUUUGCCGGUGCACAGUCAGCUGUGGUUGGUGUGUGAAUAUUGUCCUGGCGGCAGUGUGAAAACUCUGAUGCGAGCGACCAACGACAGACUUUCUGAAAAGUACAUUGUAAUUGUCGCAAGGGAAUUAGCCAAAGCCCUCAAAGGUCUUCAUCAAGCAGGUAUCAUGCACAGAGAUGUCAAAGCUGCCAAUGUUCUUAUUCACCAAGAAGGUCGCCUAGAAUUGUGUGACUUCGGCGUUGCCACAAUCCUCGAUACCCAAACAGACAAGCGAAAGACAUUCAUUGGAACUCUGCACUGGAUGCCACCGGAGCUAUGGACAGAGAAUCCCGAGUAUUCAGACGAAGUCGAUGUAUGGGAAUAUGGCUGCACCAUCUAUGAGUGUGCCAUGGGACGGCCACCAAAUAGCGAUCUCCGUGAGCGACAACAACUCAAAAUGAGAAUGAGGCGCUUGAAGCAGGCCAUCUCUCUUCCAGAAAAUGAGAAUUUCAGUGACGGCCUUCGUUCACUUGUCUCCUACGCAUUAACUCCUGACGCCAACACACGACCAUCAAUGGAGGACGUGUUACAACAUGAUUUUCUAAAAGACACAGAGGAGACACAUCCGACAAGUAUGCUCACCGAGCUUGUUCAAACAUAUUACGCUUGGCUGUUUAGUGGGGGUCAAAGAAUCUCUCUGUUCAUGCCUGGUGGCGCGGCGGCCGCUUCUGCUCAAGGUCCGGAUGCCGACUUGGAAUCUGAUGAUGAAUGGAACUUUAGCAUGACUCAAGAUUUCGAAAAACGCGUCUCUGCAAUCUUGGAGAUCCCUGACUUCUCGGACUUUUCUCCUAGCGACAGCAUGACAGGAGAAGAAACACCAAAAGGAUUGAACAGACCCGGAGGUCUCUCACCCCCCAAGGAAAUGACAGCAGCUCAAAAGGCCAACUUUGAAGCCCGCGUCAAACGAGGAGCGGAUCUCUCCAACCUUUUCGACCAGGACAAGCCUGCAUACGAAUACAAGACCAAGACAGAUUUCAUUCCGAUCCCCGAACAACGGCGGAUAUCCGACUUGCCAUUCCGAGCCAUGGCAGAGGACCGGCCUAGCUCUAUCGCAUCCAAUGUCAUUGAUCUCGGAGACUUUGAUGAAGCCGACUACGCAGUUGCCGCUGCACCAAGAACUGAUGACAAAAUCCAAACCGCUUAUGCUGCACCGCCAUUGAAGGAAGAGACCAUCAGACUUGCGGAUGCAUCUACACUUCGGGAGAAGCGAGCCAAUUCCAAAGGCCCUCGGGACCCCAAUAACCAAUCUCUCACGGCUCGAAGAGCGUCGUCCGCAGAAGGUGUUGCGCCCUCGAGUACAUCCGCGCAUGAUUUUGCAAUGUCUCAAGAGGAAUGGACUAUUAAGAACAGAACCAAAGCUCCUGAGCUGCAAGAGCCAGCCGAGAUCACAUCUUCCCGACCCGGUCACGCGACAAUGGACUGGUCCUUCGCAAACGCAAUGUCUGAGGCUGCAGUGACGAUCCCACAAAUAAAUGUAGCGCCCGAACCGGAGCCGACUAACGGUCAUGAUAUUCCAGGACCACCAGAAGAGGAGAUCGAGACAGAAGCCGAUCCGGACGACAAGACCAAGAGACACAAGACAAUGGAUUGGUCAUUCUCUUCCGCCAUGGCUGAAGCCAAAGUUACCGAAGACUACGAAGAGGAAGAAUCCCUGGGAUCGUCACCCCCAACGACCGCUCUUACAUAUCAGAAGCCUCAUCCCGGCUCCAGACCGACACCAACCCGUCCAGCCCCGUUAGCGCGCCAAAUGACCAUGCCGGUGACGAUUGGUGACUUUGUUCAAGCUGAAGAACAGGAGAUCCCUCGACCAUCGACCGCUCUGUCUGAAGCAUACAGUGAUGUUUCUGCAUCAUCGACGGACGUGGAUCCGUUCGGGCUUGAGCGGGACAAUGACGAAGACGACCGAGAUCACCCGGGUCCUGCUACGAUGGACGAAGACGUCAACAUGGGUGGAUUCUACUCUGGGAGAGGGAGGACGAUGCUCGCCGGGUAUUCCUCGGGAGCAACCACGCCAUUGACGGCGUCCGGGCCGCGUCCGGCACCGUAUGCUUUGGGACGACCGGCGCGUAUUGGCGAGGACGGCUUUCCGGGCCCAAGUCACUCUCACCCGGCAGCACACAACAUGCACCGGGUCUCAAACUCGUCCGUCACCUCGAAUGCAACGGCCAUUCCGGCAGGUGGCGCCCAGGGCCCCCUCGUGGCCUUCGUCCCGCCUGCAUCGCCUCCCAGCACCGCCGCGAUGUCCGCCAACGCCUCGAAUGACGAGGUUGAGGCGGAGUUGAUGCGGUUGCUGGAGGGGAUGCAGGGGACGUUGAAUGCUGCGAGGGAGGUCGUGGGUGGCCUUGAGAGGAGGAGAGCGCGGGGGGAGGAGGAGGAAUGGGUGUCUGAAGAGGAGUAG